Messenger RNA from Equus caballus (horse), 1916 nucleotides. RefSeq names its product spindlin interactor and repressor of chromatin binding (gene SPINDOC). Lineage: Eukaryota; Metazoa; Chordata; Mammalia; Perissodactyla; Equidae. Gene Ontology annotation, biological process: negative regulation of DNA-templated transcription. The record is from RefSeq and is a predicted model, not a curated record.
CCCGGCCGGGGUCCCGACGCGCCAGGUCUCGGGGAGGCCCGGACGUGCCCGUCGCGGGUCCGGCCGGCUAGCGGCGGGGCGGGGGCUGCGCGGGGAGGGGGCGGCGCGCCCGUCCUCCGGUGUCCGGUCACCGCCAUCCCCCCUGGCCGCACCAUGGCCCUGAAGGCCGAGGGCGCCGCGCUCGACUGCUUCGAGGUGACGCUCAAAUGCGAGGAAGGGGACGACGACGAGGAGGCCAUGGUGGUGGCCGUCAUUCCGCGGCCCGAGCCGAUGCUCAGAGUGGCCCAGCAGGAGAAGACCCCACCACCUAGGCCCAGCCUGCUGGAGGCAGGUGGCGAUGGCUGUGAGGAGCCCAAGCAGCAGGUGUCUUGGGAGCAGGAGUUCCUGGUGGGGAACAGCCCAGGAGGCAGCGGGCGGGCGCUGUGCAUGGUGUGUGGGGCUGAGAUCCGGUCGCCGUCGGCGGACACGGCGCGCACGCACAUCCUGGAGCAGCAUCCUCACACCCUGGACUUGAGCCCUUCCGAGAAGAGCAACAUCCUAGAGGCCUGGAGUGAGGGGGUGGCCCUUUUGCAGGACGUCAGAGCUGAGCAGCCAUCCCCACCCAACUCAGACUCAGGCCAGGAGGUCGAUGCUGACCCGGACUCUGACCCAGACCCUGCCAAAAUGCCAGCGGAGAUUGUCGUUCUCCUUGACUCUGAGGACAACCCAUCCCUCCCCAAAAGGAGCCGGCCCAGGGGCCUCCGCCCCCUUGAGCUUCUCGCUGCUCCUGUCACCGAGCCGGGAAGUAAGAAGCCCCGUGGUCAGAGAUGGAAGGAGCCCUCUGGGGAAGAGCCGGUCAGGAAGAAAAGAGGCAGACCUAUGACCAAAAACCUGGAUCUGGACCCAGACCCGGACCCCGACCCAGAUCCGCCAUCACCCGACUCACCCACAGAGACCUUCGCAGCUCCCCCCGAGGUCCGGCAUUUCACUGAUGGCAGCUUCCCCCCAGGCUUCGUCCUCCAGCUCUUCUCCCACACCCAGCUCAGGGCCUCAGACAGCAAGGACUCCCCCAAAGAGGGGAGAGCGGCCGAAGGAGUCCUACCCCAGCCAGAAAGCGCCUCUCCAGCUCCCCCUCCGGGGCUUCGCGGGACACUGGAUCUCCAGGUUAUCCGUGUGCGGAUGGAGGAGCCCCCGGCGGUCAGCCUCCUGCAAGACUGGUCCAAGCCCCCCCAGGGCACCAAGGGUGUGGGAGCAGGUGACACCCCAGACUGGCCCUCGGUUCUGUCGGAAUCCAGCACCACUGUCGGGGGGCAGCCGGAGGCAGGUGGUGGUGUGUAGGUUCUUGCUUUCCCGGGGAGGGGGGGGUGGGAGGAGGCAGUGUUCCCCUUUGGCUUAGUCACUCACAGCUGCCCUGCUGGGCCACCUGGUGGAGAGAGUAAAACCAGGUGUCAGGGCAGGAUGGAGGAGCGGAAGUGGGCAGCAUCCGCUCUCCCUGGGGGCACUGGGAAAUGUCUGCCCCUGGCCAGGCAAGAGGCCAGGCCCUGAGGUGGGCAAGGGUGGCUGAGGGCCGGCGUGCGGUAGGGCAUUGGGCCUGCGGAGAACACCCACCCCGAUCCUUUUGCUGACCCAGAUCUCUCUGUCCCUCGUUCCUCCUCCCAGCCUCUCUUAGCCCCCCACCUUUCUCCCUUGGCACAGUGCCUUACACAGAGGUGGUCAUAACGGGGUUUGAUCCGAGUCCCACUACCUCGGGGGACGCCUCUCCUCCCCCACCUGUUCAGGCUCCUAGACCAGGAGGCCUCCAUUACCUCUUCCCGCUCCAUCCCCGAGGAGGCCCACAGCCCUCCUGGGGGCCCCAUUCACUCCCUCUCUCCUUUCCACCUGUUUUCCUGUUGUAUAUAUCUCCUUUGUUGACAAUAAAUUAUUUUUUUUUAUUAAGA